This is a messenger RNA of Calypte anna (Anna's hummingbird), 2483 nucleotides long. RefSeq names its product pyruvate kinase M1/2 (gene PKM). Bases 189 to 1841 code for a protein of 550 amino acids. The transcript has 12 exons. Lineage: Eukaryota; Metazoa; Chordata; Aves; Apodiformes; Trochilidae. Gene Ontology annotation, cellular component: cytoplasm. Gene Ontology annotation, biological process: glycolytic process; cellular response to insulin stimulus. The record is from RefSeq and is a predicted model, not a curated record. Gene Ontology annotation, molecular function: potassium ion binding; pyruvate kinase activity; magnesium ion binding.
CAGAGGACCGGCGGGGCGAGGCGAGGACGGGUGGAGGCAGCGGCAGGUAACGGCGGUUGGUAACGGCAGCUUGGGUGGUGGUGAGACGCCCCCCUUCCAUCGCCGCGCCACCCCUCCAUCACCCCCCUUCCCGCCGUGGGGCGAGGGUCUCCCUCAGGCGGCGGUUGAGCUCCAGGGGAAGACUGGCUAUGAAGAGAAGCUAUGAAGGGAACAUCUGCAUAGCAGGCAGACAAAGGAUUACAGCCACGAUGUCAAAGCACCACGAUGCCGGGACCGCUUUUAUCCAAACGCAGCAGCUGCACGCUGCCAUGGCGGACACCUUCCUUGAGCACAUGUGCCGCUUGGACAUCGACUCGGAGCCAACCAUUGCAAGAAACACCGGCAUCAUCUGCACCAUCGGCCCAGCCUCCCGCUCAGUGGAUAAGCUGAAGGAAAUGAUUAAAUCUGGAAUGAAUGUUGCCCGCCUCAACUUCUCUCACGGCACCCAUGAGUAUCAUGCGGGCACAAUCAAGAACGUGCGAGAAGCUACGGAGAGCUUUGCUUCUGAUCCCAUCACCUACAGACCUGUGGCUAUUGCACUGGAUACCAAGGGACCUGAAAUCCGAACUGGGCUCAUUAAGGGAAGUGGCACAGCAGAAGUGGAGCUGAAGAAGGGCGCGCAGCUCAAAGUGACCCUGGAUGAUGCCUACAUGGAGAAUUGUGAUGAGAACGUGCUGUGGGUGGAUUACAAGAAUAUCACCAAGGUUAUAGAAAUUGGCAGCAAAAUCUAUGUCGAUGAUGGGCUGAUUUCCUUGCUGGUUAAGGAGAAAGGCAAGGACUACAUCAUGACUGAGAUCGAGAAUGGCGGCAUGCUUGGCAGCAAGAAGGGAGUGAACCUGCCUGGUGCCGCGGUUGACCUGCCUGCAGUCUCUGAAAAAGACAUUCAGGACUUGAAAUUUGGUGUGGAGCAGAAUGUGGAUAUGGUGUUCGCUUCCUUCAUCCGCAAAGCUGCUGAUGUCCAUGCCGUCAGGAAGGUGCUAGGGGAAAAGGGAAAGAACAUCAAGAUCAUCAGCAAGAUAGAGAACCACGAGGGUGUGCGCAGGUUCGAUGAGAUUAUGGAGGCCAGCGAUGGCAUUAUGGUGGCCCGUGGUGACUUGGGGAUUGAGAUCCCCGCUGAAAAAGUCUUCGUGGCCCAGAAGAUGAUGAUAGGGCGCUGCAACAGGGCUGGCAAACCCAUCAUCUGUGCCACUCAGAUGCUGGAAAGCAUGAUCAAGAAACCUCGCCCAACCCGUGCUGAGGGCAGUGACGUUGCCAACGCCGUCCUGGAUGGAGCGGACUGCAUCAUGCUCUCCGGAGAGACCGCCAAGGGAGAUUACCCACUGGAGGCUGUGCGCAUGCAGCACGCUAUCGCUCGUGAGGCUGAGGCCGCAAUGUUUCAUCGUCAGCUGUUUGAAGAAAUUUUACGCCUCAAUGUUAAGAACACGGACCCUGCCGAUGCCAUGGCAGCGGGUGCUGUGGAGGCCUCUUUUAAGUGCUUAGCUGCAGCCCUGAUAGUUCUGACCGAGUCUGGCAGAUCGGCACACCUUGUGUCCCGAUACCGCCCGCGGGCUCCCAUCAUUGCCGUGACCCGGAAUGACCAGACAGCACGCCAGGCCCACCUCUACCGGGGCAUCUUCCCUGUCCUCUGCAAAGAAGCAGCCCUGGAUGCAUGGGCUGAGGAUGUGGAUCUCCGUGUUAACCUGGGCAUGAAUGUUGGCAAAGCGCGUGGGUUCUUCAAGAGUGGAGACCUGGUGGUCGUCCUGACAGGCUGGCGCCCUGGCUCUGGCUACACCAACACCAUGCGUGUGGUGCCUGUGCCCUGAGCCUCUGGCUCCCACCAGCACCCAUCUCUCCCUCCCUUCCCACCCCCUCUCUGCCUUUCCCCGUGCGUUAGACCAGCCACCAGCCACCGCCUGCCGUGUUUCCCCCUCCUCCCCCCCCCAUAGUGUGGAUGUAGGUUGCUCAACACCACCCAGUGCAGCAGCAGCAGUGGGGGAAAGAUACCUUAAAUCACUUAAAAAAGUUAAAUAUAUAUACUUGAAGUGUUUAGUUUUUUUAAAGACCUUUCCCCAAUGUGUGUCAGAGUCAGCGUAGGAGUUGCCAGGACUCCUGGGAGCCUGGUGGCUGUUCUCAGGGUGUGAAAUGUCCCCUUCCCCACCCGAUUUUGCGGUGAUGGGGAGGGAGGGGGGCAAUGUGGGGUCAUGGUUCCCCUGUACCUUCCUCACUCCAGGUAAGCUGCUAUACCCCCUCAUCUGCAGCCAGAGCCCCCUCCAGACCACAUCCUGUGUGCAUCCAGGUGUUUUCCAGUGCUGGGGUGGGAGAAGGGUACUGGCUCCCUGCACACGGUGUACCCCUGUCUGCGUGUCUCGUGUUAGUUGUGUCCUCCCACCCCUCACUCUGCUGGGCGCUGGGGUGGUAGAGCACAAGAGCACAAGUGUCAGUCAAUAAAGAGCAGCUGAAGCACC